GUACGGAGCCUAAUGAGUUCACUUUUGCAACAGUACUUACUUCAUGUACUGGUGGUGCGUGGGGGUUUGACUUAGGAAGGCAAAUCCACUCUCUCAUAAUAAAAACAAAGUUUGAAUCACAUAUAUUUGUUGGAAGCUCACUUCUCGACAUGUAUGCCAAAGCUGGUAGAAUCUAUGAAGCCCGAGGAGUUUUCGACUGCUUGCCAGAGAGGGAUGUUGUUUCUUGUACUGCUAUAAUCUCUGGCUAUGCCCAGCUGGGCCUUGAUGAAGAGGCUUUGGAGCUAUUCCGUCAGUUGCAGAGGGAAGGAAUGACUUCAAACUAUGUCACUUAUGCUAGUGUGUUAACAGCAUUAUCAGGGCUUGCUGCGUUGGACCUUGGCAGGCAAGUUCACAACCACGUCCUUCGUCGUGAACUGCCCUCAUAUGUGGUUCUUCAGAACUCACUGAUUGAUAUGUACUCUAAAUGUGGAAACCUAAGUUACUCACGAAGGAUCUUUGAUAGCAUGCCAGAGAGAACUGUUAUAUCAUGGAAUGCAAUGCUUGUAGGGUAUAGUAAGCAUGGAAUGGGAAAAGAGGUGGUUAAGCUUUUCAAACUAAUGAAAGAAGAAAAUAAAGUCAGACCAGACAGUGUCACUUUUUUGGCUGUUUUAUCUGGUUGCAGUCACGGAGGAAUGGAAGAUAGAGGGCUAGAAUAUUUUUAUGAGAUGGCAGAAGGGGAAAAUGGUAUUGAGCCAGAGCUUGAGCACUAUGGGUGUGUUGUUGAUCUUCUCGGGCGUGCUGGUCGAGUUGAAGAGGCAUUUGAGUUUAUCAAAAAGAUGCGUUUUGAACCAACUGCUGCUAUAUGGGGUUCACUUUUAGGUGCUUGUAGGGUUCACUCAAAUGUUGAGAUUGGUGAAUUUGUGGGUUUUCGGCUUUUACAAAUUGAACCUGAAAAUGCUGGGAAUUACGUAAUUCUUUCUAAUUUAUAUGCUUCUGCGGGGAGAUGGGAAGAUGUAAGAAAUGUAAGGGAAUUGAUGGUAGAGAAGGCCGUGAUAAAGGAGCCUGGAAGAAGUUGGAUUGAGCUUGACCAAAUCCUUCAUACUUUUCAUGCAAGUGAUCGCUCCCAUCCAAGAAGGGAAGAGGUGUCUGCAAAGGUGAAAGAAUUGUCAGUCAAAUUAAAGGAAGCUGGUUAUGUUCCUGAUUUGGGUUGCGUUUUAUAUGAUGUGGAUGAGGAGCAGAAGGAAAAAGUACUCCUAGGCCACAGUGAAAAGAUGGCUUUGGCUUUUGGGCUGAUUGCUACACCUGAAGGAGUGCCUGUACGUGUGAUAAAAAACCUUCGAAUUUGUGUCGAUUGCCAUAAUUUUGCAAAACUAGUCUCAAAGAUUUAUGGAAGAGAAGUGUCUUUGAGAGAUAAAAACCGGUUUCAUCACAUUGUCGGAGGAACCUGUUCUUGUGGAGAUUACUGGUGAGUUUUGAAGACUCUUGCACUGCCUCUUACGGAUAUAAAUAUCUGAUUUAACAAUGAAACAGAAGCAAAAUUCGGUCAUCGUGGAACAAUGGCAUGAAAUGGAAACUAUAGGCCAAAAACAUGGAGUGACAUGUAGAAAACUGAGAAACCAUACUUCAGUAUUGGCAUAAAGGAGAAUGUUUUGGUUUCUGGCAUGAAAAGAAAAUGGAGUGUCUUGGCCAUGUGGGUUGAACGGUUGAAGAUCAUUUGAAGUACACGAUUCCCUCUUUCAUACUCUCUGAGUUCUUUUGAAGACUAUCUAUUAUUGAACCGGGGGCAUUUGAGGAGUUCAUAUCUUUGUUCAGCACUGAAACAGAAAGGCAAAUAGCUGUCUAGCCGAUACA
This is a messenger RNA of Prunus avium (sweet cherry), 1830 nucleotides long. The record is from RefSeq and is a predicted model, not a curated record. Lineage: Eukaryota; Viridiplantae; Streptophyta; Magnoliopsida; Rosales; Rosaceae.